This is a messenger RNA of Parastagonospora nodorum SN15, 1224 nucleotides long. RefSeq lists its product as hypothetical. The record is from RefSeq and is a predicted model, not a curated record. Bases 1 to 1224 code for a protein of 407 amino acids. Lineage: Eukaryota; Fungi; Ascomycota; Dothideomycetes; Pleosporales; Phaeosphaeriaceae. The transcript has a single exon.
AUGUCUAUCAAGACCACAAUCCUGGCAGUUACUGCCCUCUUGUCUGCCGCCAACGCGCACAUCAAAAUUACGCAACCCGUCCCCUUCAGCAAGGAUACACUCGACACUUCCCCGGUCACGAAGCAGAAUUAUCCAUGCAAGAACGACAAUGGCUUCAAGAUUUCUACCAUGAACCAAAUGGCUGUAGGUACCAAGCAGACCCUAGCUUUCAGUGGGACAGCUGUUCAUGGUGGAGGUUCGUGCCAGUUGUCUGUCACGACCGACCCAGAGCCCAACGAGAACUCCGUGUUCAAGGUCAUCAAGUCCAUCGAGGGCGGCUGCCCUGGUGUUGACGGCGCAACAAAGGAAUACGACUUCGAGCUCCCUGCCAGCAUUCCUAACGGCAAGGCAACUUUUGCUUGGACUUGGAGCUCCAAGAUGUCAGGCGCCCCGGAACUCUACAUGAACUGUGCUCCCAUUGAGGUCACUGGUGGUGCUAGCGACAAGACCGAGUUCAUGACGUUGCCUGAUAUGCUUAAAUACAACGUUGGAGAGGGUUGCACAAGCGCGCAAAACUUCGCUACCAAGUUUCCCAACCCUGGCUCAGUAGUUGAGAAGGGUGCCGCCGACGAUCAGAAGCCUCCCACUGGCAGCUGUGGUUCUACUGGCAGUACUCCAGCCGAGCCUUCACCGCCAGCAGGUCAACCUUCACCGCCAGCAGGUCAACCUUCACCGCCAGCAGGUCAACCUUCAUCGCCAGCAGGUCAGCCAUCCGCUUCCGCUCCUCCUUCUCAGCCCACCCCUCCUGCCGGUGGUCAGUCGUCUGCUGCAGCUCCCCCAUCCGCGCCCUCGCCACCUCCUUCCAACCCAGGUGGUGUCUUCGCCCCUGGCGCUUCAGCUGCACCCACUCCAGCAACUUCGACCACCCUGGUCACCGUCACUGGGGCUCCCACACCAGCGAAGCCCACCGUCCCAGUCGGUACCGGUACACCAGCCCAGCCAACUCCCCCAUCUACUGGCGGUGGCUCUGCCCCUGGUGGCUCUGCUCCUGCCGCUCCUGGUGGCUCUGCCUCGACCUGCUCCACCAACGGCGCUGUCGUUUGCAACGGCGAGAAGCAGUUCGGCCUGUGCAACAACGGCAACGUGGUCUGGCAAGAGGUUGCCUCUGGCACCGCCUGUGUCAACGGCGUCAUCUCCAAGCGCUCCAUGCGUGUCGCUCGUCCUCGCUACAACCGCAAGGUCUAA